Molecule: messenger RNA, 864 nt
Organism: Caenorhabditis elegans
Lineage: Eukaryota; Metazoa; Nematoda; Chromadorea; Rhabditida; Rhabditidae
Source: the annotation of a RefSeq genome assembly
AUGGCUCAACAAUAUCUGGUUGCUUUUAUGACUUUUAUGAUUUCUCUCUUCGGAAUAAUCAUCAACUUUCUGGUAUUAUUCUCAAUUGGUAAAACUGUUUCAAUGAAGAACUCAUUCGGAAUCAUGACAAAACCUGGCAGUGUGAACAUUGUGAUGUGCUGUCUAUGCCUAUUUUUCCUGUUUCCAAUGCAAUUAGCGCCGUCCAGUCUUCUGGUCAAACAUUCACAUUUCAUUAGAGUCGCGAUCGAGUUUAUUUACGAGAUUUCAAAAAUAACACAUUUCUUAAUUGCACUCAACCGAUGCUGUGCUAUGUAUAUACCGUCUUACUACGCGCCAAUUUUUUGCGUCACCAAAACCAGGUUCUAUCUAACUUUUGUGUGGUUGGUAUCUAUUAUCGGAUGCACGGCCAUUUAUGAAGUUGCAAGCUGUCAUAUAGACUAUGAUUCCAAACUCUGGAAUUUUCAAUUUGUUGAAAUCUCUAAAUUUUGCGAGGAGAUCACAUGGUAUUCUGAUUUUCUCAUCAACGUAAUAAUCACCGUUACCACAUUGAAUCUUGACCUACUGGCAGCCUAUAAAGGCAAAAAACUAUCACGAGCUCUUUUAAGUGCCGCUGGCUUAGGCAUUUCUGAAGUUCAACGCAAGAGGGAAUGGAAUUUCAUAAAGCAGACUUGUUUUCAAGACUUGUGCAAUUGGUUAGCAGUGCUUUCAUACUAUAUAUUCGCCUCGUUUAUUCAUGAAGAUUGGGUCCUUUUCAAAUUCUUUAUCACAAGUUUAUGGAUUUUCAUGCAUGCAGCAGACGGAGUGAUAAUAUUUGCUUCAAACUGCGAGCUGAGAUCAGUUUUUGUCAAAAGUAAGAUUUGGUAA